UUCUUACCAUACCUUGUAAGGAGAAUGUAGAGAACACACAACAUGACAGAAAAUAGGUUCAUAUUGGGUGUGUAUUACUCCGGUGCAAGGUAUUGUGGAGUGAUGAAGGGAACUACGUUUGUGCGUCGUCUGGCUCAGGGCCUAGUUUCAGUGUUGACCUCUCAGAGUGUUCCUGAAGAUAACGAGUAUUGUACAAUUCAAGACCUGAAGCAGAGGCGAGCACGGGUGGCAUACAGCUACCAGCCCCAGAAUGACGACGAGCUUCAUCUCGAAGUUUCCGACGUCAUCGAAGUGCUGGAGGAGGUGGAAGAGGGCUGGUGGAAGGGGGUGCUCAAGGGGCGCAUAGGGGUGUUCCCCUCAAACUUUGUGGUGCUAGAGAAUGCCCCGCCUCCUUCCUCCUCCCCCCGAGUAGGCCACUGGACCGGAGGUGUCCAAGAGGACGGCCUCAAUCGCAAGACGUCUCAGGACUUUGCAGCGCCCGAGAAGGUGGAGUCUUCGACGGAUGUUAACGAGACGAAAGCCCGGCCGGGACUGAAGGGCAUAGGUUUCGGCAACAUACUGCCGGAGAGCCGAAUCAAGGGCAAGGGUCCGACGGGCAUAGACUCUCCAAAUGACAAGCGUCAGAUUGCGCUCCCGUCGAAGAAGCCUCCACCACCCGUGCCUCCGGAUGCGACCUUGGAAGCUCCAAAAUUACCUCCUAAGCCUGUCCGCGAGCAAGCCAAAGUCCUGUACACUUACGAAGCUCAGAACGACGACGAGCUAACGAUCAAGGAAGGCGACGUGAUCACCAUCAUCACCAAGGAGGUCGAGGACAAGGGAUGGUGGAAAGGGGAGCUCGGUGGACGCAUCGGCGUCUUUCCGGACAACUUCGUCAAGCUUAUCAAGGAUGAGGUACCGGCGAAACCGGAUCGGCCAGACCGGCCAAUGGCGGGCAAGGUGGUACCCAAACCGGACCUGCCCGACAAGCCGGCAUUUCCGGAGUACGGGAGUAACGCGGAUCGGCCCAUCUCCAAAGUGCCUCCCUUUAAAUCGGCCGACGUGGCCAAGAAAGCAGCAAGUUCCUCGACUCAGACCGUGGAGGAAAAGAAAGAAUCAAAGAGGCUGGCACCAAAAAAGACCACUCCUCCUCCACCGCCCGUUGGACCAACUCCCAAAAAGCAGCGCCCUCGUGUACCUUCCGCCGUGGACGAUGUUCCGCCAUCGCCUCCACCAGCUCCCCCUCCGCAGGUCACGGAGGCGAUAGACGUUGUGCCAUCUGCUCCACCACUCGAAGAAGGUGCUAAAGCACCGCUUUCAAACGGGGUAACGAAAGCACCUCGGGCGGAGCCUGCGGAGACGUCAAUUGCUGAAACAUUUGACAGUAUCGAGCCCUCGGAGAACAGGCUAAGCCACCCUACUGCCAACAGAGUGAAGCCACCCAUGAAUAGGAGGCCUCCUUCUCACAUAGCUGUUGUCAAAGAGAAUGGCAAUGAGCCAAGCGAGAAUCAGCCUGCGUGGAUGAAGGAACUUGGCCGAAGGAACCAAGCUAAAUUCACCGGUCAGCCAGAACCGAAGGGGGGCAGCAGUCCUGAAGCGGAAUCGAGAGCACCAUUACAGAAGUCUCCUCCCCUCUAUCGACCAGCCAUCGCUCAAGCCAAAGAGGAGGGCGCUGCCAACUCGACCCCUUCGCGGAGUCCACUCACGAAGGAUGCCCCGGUGACUUCGAGCUCUCCGCAACGAGGAGGAGCCAAGCCACAACUGGACAGCGAAAUUAUCCAGGAGUUGUGCAACGAGAUCAAAACAUUAAAAGAAACGACCGUCUCCAAGGAUGACUACAAGGAUCUCCUACAACAGAUGGCAACACUGAAAGAAACUGUGGAAGCUAAUCGCAUGCAAUACAGCAAACUAGUCCGAGACCUUAUCGCCGAAGUGGACGAGGAGAAAAAACUACGCAUGACACUCCAAGUGGAGAUCGAUCGCCUCAAGAAGCUAACUCUCACCGUUUAAGUUGAAAAGGGGCAUUAUGGGUAACAUGUCAACGUCUCCUGUAACGCUGCAGCUGUGGAUGCGAGCGAUUGCAGAAUAAUACCAAUGCAUGCAGCGAGUCUGUAAGCUUUUGUUUUCUUCGGGGCUGUCAGUAAAUGACCUAGUUCAUAGUUUAACAAAAAAAAGCUAAGAACAUUGGACGGGACGCACGCCACUGAGCAUGGUGCACCAUCUACAUGUGCCUGCUUUUAGCACUUCUGAGGAUCAUGUCAGCCUGCUCAUUGUGUCUAAAAACAGAACUCGAUUGCAUGACAUGCUCAAAGUAAACCCGCAUUUCAAAUGCUAUUGCUCCGUAUCCCGAUUUGCCGAGAAUGUGGGGCGUACGCCUCCCAUUUUGAACGAUUGGAGGCCUGCUGGUCGGCCACGGGCAUGUUAUGCAGUGAAGUUCUGUGUUGUGUUGAGCGUUUUACCUCAGAACUCAAUUCCGGGUGACAUGCGUAAAAUUGAUCGGCUUAGAGGUGAGUUCAAGCUUUCGCUGCAGUGGGAGAUGCUUAAAAGUGGUUUUGUGAAUUUUUCGACAGGUUGGCCCAACCAGUCUGAAAGUACUCUGACCCGAACGUUUGAUAAAAAUAGGUAGACACUUUAGACAGCGAAGACUAAUUAGUCAAGUGAAGCGCAAAACAAAUUUGAAGGAAAUCAGGUUCAGAAAUUAGAAAAUACAUGUAGCUUAGCAGUCUAAUCUUUCAGCAUGGUUUUAAGCCUCACUUUCUGUUGCCGGCAUUCGUGCAUUUAUCUGAAAAUGACAAAAAAUUAAUCAUUUUUUUACUUCGUGAGCGAAUGGCAUACUACGACGAGAUAUAGAUGUCGUUGCAAUUGCAGGUUGAUUGGAUUCUGUUUGAAAAGUCGUGUCUUAUUUUGUGACACGGCUAAAGAAAAAUGUUGUCGUUGAGGAGUUGUGACGCUCUCUCGGCUUCACCUGCUGACUGACUGUUUUUGCGGAGCACAGAUAAAACUAAGCUUUUUAUGCAGUUAGAAACUGAUAAAGAUAUGCAGUUGAUUUCUGGGUGCUAGGUGUCAUUUCAUGCUCUCGCGUAUGAUAGGUUCCAAACCUUAUCGCAUAUCUUUGACAACAUGCUUUGAGGCAGUCGAUCUUUUUGUCAGCAUCGUGCGUACAUGAUACAUCUUAUUGUGAAGAGUUCUAUAUUUUUAUAAAAUUUUACUAUGUGACAUUACGUAAGUCUCUGUUAUCCUUUUGCUUUCAGUGCAGCCAAUUCCAUUUACUAUACACUUACCCAGUCAUAACAUGUCGCUUCGAGGCACGUUCAUAUUGUGAGGUUUUUGUUUUAACGUUGAAGAGAUUCUGGACAUUAUUGCGUCGAUCACGGCUGCCAACGUGCAAGGUGUAAAAAAUAGGUUGAAAAUAUUAUGAUAUUAGUUGACUGGGUUUUUUCCGCAUUCCACGAAUUGCAGUCACUAAUUGCAGGUACCCAUUUUAGCGCUGCUUUUUGUUGUAUUGCCAAUGUACCUGCUUUAUGAGCGUAAAUUUAUUUUCAUCAAUGACAUUUACUUUGGUGCAUAUGCUGCAAGCACCACACUGUGCUCAAAACAGUCACAUUGUUUUGUCCACUUUUGUACAGCUGUGAUUUUGUCCCAUGUGGAGGGUUUCAUAUGUGAAGAAUGCAUUCUUGAACAGAAUGCAUUCCAAAAAAAGAAAAAAAUCGUAGUAAAAUUUUUGGCCAUGAUAGGAUGCAGCAGAAUUUUUGUGGAAUUUUACUGCAGGUGACUACCAGUCAUUUUAGCUUAAGUGCUCACAUUCCAUACAGUAUGCUCACAGUUUUUUGUCCAAUCUUUUCCUUCUUUUUUUUUGUACAAUUGAGGGGGCUUAAAAAAUAGAGCUUGUGCCCAAUAGUCAUGACAUUGCACGUGUACACUGCGUGUGCGCUUCACUUGGGCUUUGAUAAAAUGAUAAAAUGUCAAGUUUACAUAAUUUUUAGGGAAUUGAAGGAGCAUGUUUCUUUGUUCUGUGGUUCACAUUGUUCCCUGCACAGGGACAGUCAGAUGGCACUAUAAAUAUUUUACCGAUUGUGUGGUUGUACUGAAGAAUGGGAAAUACUAGGUAGUUUGAUGUCAAUUAAAAUGUGGAAUACUGCGCUAGUGGACUCUUCGAGACCUUUUCUCUUUUUUUUGAGAAAGAUGAAAUUUGUCAUAUCAUUAAUCACGUUGCAGUGCACCACUUCACUCGGUGUUUUUUAAGGCAUUUUGAUUCCAUUUUUAGCUACACAGGAUGACACCUCGUGCAGUGAACACCAUAUGACGUUGUGGCAAAAUGCUUUCUGAAAACAUUUUUGAAAAGAUGCGCUGGACAGAAAGUUUAUUAUUUUUAUUUGUUUGCUUCCUCUUGUAAUCAUUUUGUCCAAUAAGCAAGUGUACCCUUCCCUUUGAUUGUUUCAUCCAAUUAACAUCUUCAAAGGGAUGGCACAGGUGGGAGUGACAUUAGGUUUUAACAUGGAAUUGUGUGCAUUUUUUUGCUAGUCAUUGUUUCGGAAUGAGUGGACUUUUUCUUUUUGCAAAAAUUGUUUUGCGAAAGAUGUACCCCCUAAAGAAAAAACCAUCACUGUGCCAUAAAAAGAAAUUUUGUGGAAAUAGGCUCAGCUCCUCAGAGGACCACAUAGUUGAAUAUCAGCAUUUUUUGGUGCUUUUGAUACGUAAUUUUUUCAAUACCCACGACAAUACUGCAUUUACGUAUAGCUUAGGACUACGUGUACGGGUUUUUGAUAACCUCAAGUAUUGUUAGCCCCCGCAUUAGAGGUGUACAUGAGACUAUGCAUGUAUGAAUAUGUACUUAUGUGUAUUAGAGUGAAGAGUAUAUUGUGCGGAGUACCCCCCCAUAGUACCCUGGCGGGUCAGUCUAUGGAAGUCCUGCCAUACUUGCAAAGUUCUGUAUGCCAUGGGAGAGAAGAUAUCUCUCUAUAGUGUUUUUUUUUCUUUCUUUUUUUGUGUGUGUGUGUCCUCUCAUUUUUGUUCCUGUAAAAAGUGUAUUAAAAGUUGUUUCAAAGUA
This is a messenger RNA of Ornithodoros turicata, 5023 nucleotides long. Its product is annotated as SH3 domain-containing kinase-binding protein 1-like. NCBI's taxonomy places the organism in Eukaryota, Metazoa, Arthropoda, Arachnida, Ixodida, Argasidae. The transcript has 12 exons. Bases 43 to 1986 code for a protein of 647 amino acids. Gene Ontology annotation, molecular function: protein binding. Gene Ontology annotation, biological process: actin filament organization; cell migration. The record is from RefSeq and is a predicted model, not a curated record.